Rhipicephalus sanguineus (brown dog tick) is the source of this 1928-nucleotide messenger RNA. Its product is annotated as D-3-phosphoglycerate dehydrogenase. The record is from RefSeq and is a predicted model, not a curated record. Gene Ontology annotation, molecular function: NAD binding; phosphoglycerate dehydrogenase activity. The transcript is spliced from 11 exons. Gene Ontology annotation, biological process: L-serine biosynthetic process. The coding region runs from base 190 to 1782 and encodes 530 amino acids. Lineage: Eukaryota; Metazoa; Arthropoda; Arachnida; Ixodida; Ixodidae.
CUGCUGCUCACUUGCCCCGGCAAACAACGUCACCCGUACGCAACGACAGCAGUCGUGUCUUGAGCGGCUCGCAUACGCACCUCGUUCAUACGCUUUCCGUCACACCGCGUAGCACGCACUCGUGACUUUUCGCUUUGACAUAACCCGUCUCACGUGGAGUAAAGAAAAACUAUACGGAGUGCGGGCGGCAUGGCGUUGGCGAUUAAGAAAGUUCUCAUCAGCGAUGCGGUGGAUGCUUCCUGCGUCAAGAUCCUCGAAAACCACGGGGUCCAAGUGACGCUCAAGACGGACCACACCAAGCCCGAACUUCUGGAGGCCAUCAAGGGUUACGAUGGGCUCAUCGUACGAUCGGCCACGAAAGUGACGAGCGAUGUUAUCAAAGCCGGGCAGUCGCUCAAGGUCAUUGGACGCGCCGGCACGGGUGUCGACAACAUCGACUGCGAUGCUGCCACUAGACAGGGAAUUCUCGUCAUCAAUGCCCCUGGCGGAAAUACGCUCAGUGCAGCUGAACUGACAUGUGCCAUGAUCAUCACUCUCUCAAGAGAAAUUCCGGCUGCCACAAUGUCUCUCAAAGGAGGCAAGUGGGACAGGAAAACAUUUAUGGGUAAUGAGCUGUAUGGGAAGACACUUGCUAUCAUUGGACUUGGAAGAAUCGGCAAGGAAGUGGCAUUAAGGAUGCAGUCCUUUGGAAUGAAGACCAUUGGUUUUGAUCCCAUUGUGCCCAAGGAAGUCUCCAGGGAGUUUGGAGUGGAGAGCCUAAGUCUUGACGAAAUCUGGCCCCAAGCUGACUACAUAACUGUCCACACACCUCUCAUUCCACAAACUAAGGAUCUCAUUGGCAAGGCUAGCUUGCAGAAGUGCAAGAAAGGUGUGAAGAUUGUGAAUGUUGCCAGAGGUGGCAUUGUCAAUGAGGAUGACCUCCUGGCUGCCUUGGAGUCUGGUCAUUGUAGCGGCGCUGGGCUGGAUGUCUUCGUUGAAGAGCCUCCCAAGAACACCAAGCUCAUUGAGCACCCCAAGGUUGUCUGCACACCUCACUUGGGUGCCAACACCAAGGAGGCCCAACUGCGUGUGGCUCAGGAGAUUGCCGAGCAGUUUGUUGCCCUCUCUAAAGGACAGUCUGUUCCAGGAGUGGUGAAUGCACCAUCACUGUCCCAAACACAAGUUCCCGAGAACAAGCCCUGGGCAGAUCUCUGCAUCGCUCUGGGGAAAAUUGCCGCUGGUCUGGUGGGAUCUCUGGCAUCUGGACUACAGGUUGAGCUGACUACAAAAGGCACUGGACUUGAGAAGAAGGGUCAGUUCCUCAGUUCCGCAGCUUGUAUUGGCCUCUUGAACCAAUUUGGUCAAAGCCAUGCAAACUUCAUCAAUGUCACCGUGCUUUCAUCGGAUUCUGGUGUUAAGGCUUCCCACAAACAUGUGCCUCAAGCAGCAUUUGGCGAGGCUGAAGUUGCCCUGUCUGUGAAGAGUGGCUCUGUAGGCCACACUGUUGUGGGCACUGUGAGCGGUCCCUCCCUGCUGCUGUGUUCCCUGGACAAUGCCACCUUCCAGCCUGUGCAGCUUCUUUCACCCGGCGGCAUGCUGGUGGCAAUAGGAGAGAACAGCCCUAACACAUUUGCUGAAGUUAUCGGUUCACUUGUGAAAAACGGUGUAUCGGUGCUGUCGGCCUCAUGUACCACUGGCCACGAAGGCAAGGCCUUCUACCUCUUCAGAACUGGCUCUCCGGUGAAGGCGCAGACCCAGCCACCAAUUGCUCCACUGAAGUUCUGGACGUACAUCAGCAUCUAAAGACUUACAAUUCGACCAAAACAAUGCAGCUGUAUUUUCAUAGGCUCAUUUAGUGCACUUUUAUGGCACCAAUUCUUGAUACACUAAGGCACGUACAAAAAAUGAGUUUAUGCAAACAUUCAGCAAUAAACAUUUUGUCCUUAUGA